UUUCGUAAAAUUUAAGAAAAGGCUAUUUUUGCAAAAAUAGUGUUUUCUAAAAAAACCUUAACUUCAUAUUUUCCUUAAAAAUGUCUGUACCACCACAAGCAUUUGUAAACAAAAACAAAAAGCAUUUCUUAGGCAUUCCCGCACCGCUAGGUUAUGUCGCUGGUGUAGGAAGAGGAGCUACUGGUUUCACGACUCGAUCUGAUAUUGGUCCUGCAAGAGACGCUAACGAUGUGUCUGAUGAUCGUCAUGCACCACCAGCUGCAAAACGUAAGAAAACAGAAGACGAAGAUGAUGAUGAAGACUUAAAUGAUUCUAACUAUGAUGAGUUCUCAGGAUAUAGUGGAUCUCUGUUUUCUAAGGAUCCUUAUGACAAAGACGAUGCAGAGGCAGAUGCAAUCUAUGAGUCCAUUGACAAGAGGAUGGAUGAGAAGAGGAAGGAGUAUAGAGAAAAAAGACUUAAAGAAGACUUGGAAAGAUAUCGACAGGAGAGGCCAAAAAUUCAACAGCAAUUCUCUGACUUGAAACGUGAACUAAAAACAGUUUCUGAAGAUGAAUGGGCGGCGAUCCCCGAAGUAGGCGAUGCUCGUAAUAGGAAACAGCGCAACCCUCGCGCCGAGAAGUUUACGCCGUUACCAGACAGCGUCUUGUCUAGGAACUUGGGUGGAGAAUCGUCGUCUUCAAUCGAUCCAGGGUCAGGACUAGCGUCUAUGAUGCCUGGUGUUGUGACUCCAGGGAUGUUGACACCAUCAGGUGACCUUGAUUUAAGAAAGAUCGGUCAAGCCAGAAAUACGCUUAUGACAGUAAAACUCUCACAAGUGUCAGACUCUGUGACAGGUCAAACGGUAGUUGACCCCAAAGGCUAUCUGACGGAUUUACAGUCAAUGAUACCAACUUAUGGUGGUGAUAUUAAUGACAUCAAGAAAGCUAGACUGUUAUUGAAAUCUGUACGUGAGACAAAUCCUAAUCAUCCACCCGCUUGGAUUGCGAGUGCUCGACUAGAGGAAGUAACAGGUAAAGUACAGACAGCACGUAAUCUCAUAAUGAAGGGAUGUGAAGUCAAUCCGAGCAGUGAAGAGCUAUGGCUAGAGGCAGCUCGCUUGCAACCAAUAGACACGGCUCGUGCGGUCAUAGCUCACGCUGCGAGGAACCUGCCUCACAGUGUCAGGAUUUGGGUCAAAGCGGCUGACUUAGAACAAGAGGCAAAGGCGAAACGUCGUGUGUUCCGCAAAGCCUUAGAGCACAUUCCGAAUUCGGUGCGUCUGUGGAAGGCGGCCGUCGAACUCGAGAAUCCGGAAGACGCCCGGAUCCUGCUGUCUCGCGCCGUGGAGUGCUGUCCCACCAGCGUCGAGCUGUGGCUGGCUCUGGCGAGACUGGAGAGCUACGAGAACGCAAGGAAGGUGCUGAACAAGGCAAGAGAGAACAUCCCUACAGACCGACAGAUCUGGGUCACGGCGGCUAAACUCGAAGAAGCGCACGGCAACACUCACAUGGUAGAAAAAAUUAUUGAUCGUGCGAUAACGUCGCUGAGCGCCAACGGGGUUGAGAUCAACCGCGAACAUUGGUUCAAAGAAGCCAUAGAAGCUGAAAAGUCUGGCGCUGUUUCAACUUGCCAGGCAAUCAUCCGUGCGGUCAUCGGUCACGGAAUUGAACCCGAAGAUCAGAAGCACACUUGGAUGGAAGACGCUGAAGCUUGCGCCACUGAGGGCGCGUUCGAGUGCGCCCGCGCCGUGUACGGGUACGCGCUGUCCGUGUUCCCGUCCAAGAAGUCUAUCUGGCUUCGCGCCGCCUACCUGGAGAAGCAGCACGGGACUCGCGCCAGCCUCGAGACGCUGCUGCAGCGGGCCGUCGCGCACUGUCCCAAGUCGGAGGUGCUGUGGCUCAUGGGCGCCAAGUCCAAGUGGCUCGCAGGCGACGUACCAGCGGCCCGGGGUAUCCUGUCGCUGGCCUUCCAGGCCAAUCCCAACUCUGAAGAGAUCUGGUUGGCCGCCGUCAAACUGGAGAGCGAGAACAAAGAGUACGACAGAGCGAGACGGCUGCUGGCUAAAGCUAGGGCUUCAGCUCCCACACCGAGAGUGAUGAUCAAAUCAGCGAAACUAGAAUGGGCAUUGAACAAUCUGGACGUAGCCAUAAAGUUACUGGACGAAGCGAUCAAAGUGUUCGGGGACUACGCUAAGCUUCACAUGAUGAAGGGACAGAUUGAGGAACAAAUGGCCAAAGACGAAGACGCUCACAACACAUAUAGUCAAGGAUUGAAAAAAUGUCCAACGAGCGUCCCCAUGUGGAUCUUGCUGUCGAGACUGGAAGAAAAACUGAAACACGUGACCAAAGCGAGGUCCGUGCUGGAGAAAGCCAGGCUCAGGAAUCCUAAAAAUGCGGAACUGUGGUUAGAAAGUGUAAGAUUAGAACGGCGAAACGGAAGCCCGGAAAUAGCUAAUGCCGUAAUGGCGAAAGCUCUUCAAGAGUGCCCAUCUGCCGGUCGACUGUGGGCGGAUGCUAUCUUCAUGGAAUCGAGACCGCAGAGGAAGACUAAAAGUGUUGAUGCGUUGAAGAAAUGCGAACACGACGCCCACGUGCUGCUGGCUGUCUCACAGCUGUUCUGGACGGAGAGGAAACUAAACAAAUGCAGGGAAUGGUUCAAUAGGACGGUAAAAAUCGAUCCCGACUUGGGGGACGCUUGGGCGUAUUUCUAUAAAUUCGAGUUACUUCACGGCAACGAACAGCAACAGGAGGACGUGAAGUCGCGUUGUCGGGCCGCCGAGCCGCACCACGGCGAGUACUGGUGCAAGGUUUCUAAGGACAUCGUUAACUGGUGUUUCAGCACCGAUCAGAUACUGCUUCUCGUCGCUAAAAACCUGCCAGUUCCUUCUUAAAGACUUUAAAUCCUUAAAUACGUUUAGUUUUAUGUAUGUUAGCAUGUAACGGAAUCUUUGAACUUACUGGUGGUAGGACCUCUUGUUAGUCCGCACGGGUACGACCACCCUGCCUAU
Bombyx mandarina (wild silkworm) is the source of this 2987-nucleotide messenger RNA. RefSeq names its product pre-mRNA processing factor 6 (gene Prp6). Gene Ontology annotation, molecular function: protein binding. Lineage: Eukaryota; Metazoa; Arthropoda; Insecta; Lepidoptera; Bombycidae. Gene Ontology annotation, cellular component: U4/U6 x U5 tri-snRNP complex; catalytic step 2 spliceosome. Gene Ontology annotation, biological process: mRNA splicing, via spliceosome; spliceosomal tri-snRNP complex assembly. The record is from RefSeq and is a predicted model, not a curated record.